GAGGAGCCCCUGACUCAAACCUCACCCAUUUUUUCCCCAAAUUUCACCACUUUUGUGCCCAAAUUUCACUGUUUUGUGCCCCAACCCCACCAUUUUUAGCCACAAAUUUCUCUUUCUUGCCCAAUUUCACUGGGUUUUGCCCCAAUUUUGCUGGUUUUGUGCCCCAAAUUUCACUGGGUUUUCCCUGAGCUUCAGCAUUUUUUUCCCCAAUUUCAUGGGGUUUUGCCCUAAUUUCACCAGUUUUUGCCCCAAUUUUGCUGGGUUUUACCCCAAUUUCCCUGGGUUUUGCCCCAAUUUCCCCGUUUUUUGCCGCAGCUGCCGCCGAUUGCCGUGGGAAAUCAUCGAGGAACCGAAAAAAGGCGGGAACGGCUCCGAGCCCCCCGAGCUGGAGCUGUGCACGGCCCUGGCCUCGCUGCGCGCCCACGAGCGCUCGCUGCUGCUGGGGGAGGCGCGGGCGGUGCCGGCGGGCGCGGCCAUCGCGCUGCUGCGGCGCUGGGACCAGAGCCAGCGCUUCCUGCUGCUGCUCAACCCCCACGGCGACGCCCUCCGCCCCUUCUCGGGCAGCGCAGACCCCCGGGACCCCCCCCUGCCCGCGGCGGCCACGCUGCGCUUCAGCACGGGCCCCGGGCAGCGCGGGGAGCAGCAGCUGCAGCUGCAGCAGCUCAGCCUGGAGCCCCGCCAGGGGCUGCUGCUGGGCUUCCCCUACAGCCCCGAGUGACCCCGAGCCCCCCAGCCCCUCCCCCACCCGCCCUGCCCCCCUCCUUUCGGGGGGGGUCCCUCGCUCGUCUCCCCUCACUCGUUUUUUGGGUUCUCGUCCUGCUGCCCCCCCACCCCAAAGGGUUUUGGGGUUUUCUUUCUGUCCCCAGCUCGGUUUUGGGGUUUUUCUGUUUUCUGGGGGUGUUGGGGUCCCCCCCAAGCUCUGAAUAAACGAUUGCAUUUGUG
Passer domesticus (house sparrow) is the source of this 942-nucleotide messenger RNA. RefSeq names its product amino acid transporter heavy chain SLC3A2-like. Lineage: Eukaryota; Metazoa; Chordata; Aves; Passeriformes; Passeridae. The transcript has 2 exons. Gene Ontology annotation, biological process: phenylalanine transport; L-leucine import across plasma membrane; L-alanine import across plasma membrane. The record is from RefSeq and is a predicted model, not a curated record. Gene Ontology annotation, molecular function: L-leucine transmembrane transporter activity; aromatic amino acid transmembrane transporter activity; L-alanine transmembrane transporter activity. Bases 215 to 718 code for a protein of 167 amino acids. Gene Ontology annotation, cellular component: apical plasma membrane; basolateral plasma membrane.